Molecule: messenger RNA, 5411 nt
Organism: Homarus americanus (American lobster)
Lineage: Eukaryota; Metazoa; Arthropoda; Malacostraca; Decapoda; Nephropidae
Product: synaptotagmin-6-like
Exons: 4
Coding region: 225-698 (157 amino acids)
Biological process (GO): calcium-ion regulated exocytosis; cellular response to calcium ion; regulation of dopamine secretion
Cellular component (GO): membrane
Molecular function (GO): phosphatidylserine binding; calcium ion binding; SNARE binding
Source: RefSeq, a predicted model, not a curated record
UAGGAAGAGAAGAAAAGAUGGAAAAGGAGGAAGAAGAAGAGGUUCCCUGAUGGCUGGAAUACAAAGUGGAACUAGCCAUCAGAUGCAGGUCAAAGGUUAUGUGAAGACUUUCUUGCUUAGCCGUGAUCAUAGUGCCUUACCGUUUGCCAUUGCUUGUAUACUUGUAUUGUCUAGGAAACUUAACCUAACCUAACCCACAGGAGAGCCGUGACCUGGGUGAACUGAUGUUGAGUCUGUGUUACCUCCCCACUGCUGGACGUCUCACUGUAACAGUUAUCAAGAUGAGGAACCUCAGAGCUAUGGAUAUAACCGGAUCAUCAGACCCCUACGUGAAGGUCUGUCUAUUGUGUCAAGGUCGACGAAUCAAGAAGAAGAAGACAACGGUGAAGAAGUCGACGCUCAACCCAAUCUACAAUGAGGCCCUCGUCUUCGACAUCCCCAAUGACAACAUCGAGGACGUCACCCUCUUGGUCAAGGUCGUCGACUAUGAUAGGGUUGGCGCUAAUGAACUGCUGGGUGUGGCAGUAAUUGGGUCACAGGUGAUUGGCCCAGGCCGCGACCACUGGCUGGAGAUGUUGGAGUGUCCCCGCCGACCUGUGGCCCAGUGGUACCCCCUUAUGGAGAGCGUCCCCCUCAACUUGGUGAUGUCCCCAACCCGCACACUACCUCCGCCACUCAGCUGCUUCAACUCAACGUGAAGUUGAGCCCAGAACAUUUGAGUUGGUUUCCUAAUGUUUCUUAGAGGAUGUUAUUACAUCUUCUGGGCAAGAUCUGUUAGUUGGUGAACACACACACCAGGCCUUCACCAGAUGCUACUUCUGCUCUGAAGAGGAGAGUUAUGGUGAUCCAUAUAGUACACUGGAUUUCCCUCCUUUUUCCCAAAUUCUGACAGUCUGUACAGUGUAUGCCUAAACCAUACUGAGUUCUAGUAUAGCAUGCACUAUGUAUGCCUAAACCAUACUGAGUUCUCAUAUUGCAUGCACUAUGUAUGCCUAAACCAUACUGAGUUCUAGUAUAGCAUGCACCAUGUAUGCCUAAACAAUAUACUGAGUUCUGGUGCAGUUCUCUUUAUAACAAGAUUUAUGCUGUUACUGUAUAACCUACACUUAGAACACAACCUGAACUACCACCACCCCCACAAUAGAUCACAGCAUAAUGUCAGGUUAUCUUUGUAAGACUCGUCACAUUUACAACAUACACUCACCAACGAAAGUCCUGUUGCCUCACCUGCCUCUUCAUGAUCCCAGAGAUUCAGAAACUUGUGAGGUCUCUGAAUCUCUGGGUUCGUGAAAGGCAAUGAGGCGACAGCACUCUUAUUGGAAAAGUUACUCGCAAAUAUUACCCCAAAACAAAUUUAUUUACUUAUUUUUUAUUUAUGGUUGUCCAACUAAUGUCAACACUUCAGCUUGGGGUUGUUUUAUAUACAGCGAUAACGAACCUAACAGCUUUCUCAAUUAUGCUUUUCAUAAGUGUUAUCUUCCAAGUAAUUUUUGUCCUGCCCGCUCCUUAACAACCACCCCCAACACAUAUCUACAUUAUCUUUCUCACAGAGUCAUGUCUAUAUCAUCCUUCUCUCAAUCAUGUCUACAUCAUCCUUCUCUCAGUCAUGUCUACAUCAUCCUUUUCUCAGUCAUGUCUAUAUCAUCCUUAUCUUUCUAAAACUAAUAAUUUUCAUCACCUUUAUUCCUUAUCAAAUAUGUCUAAUUCACCUACAACUAAAAUUUGCUGUCGUCCCUAAUGUCUACGUUCUCCCACAAACUUAGUCAUUACAUGUUCUUAGAAGAGAAAAUAAUGAACUCUUAUAUUAACUUACAGUACUUGGUGUUAAAUUUGAGUAUUUCUGCUACUGGUCAGAAACAGCCAUCGUUUAUCAUGCUUUCGAAACUCACAUAAUUAAUCAGCCUCACCAUUUUACUCUACAAGUCAUGUUACAGUGAGCUAUGAAGAAAGUGCAUACAGUAUAUAUAUUUGUAGCUUGUGUCUACAUCCCUCGGCAUCCAUUGUCUUCUCCAAUAUUAAUGAAAAAAGAAUUUCUGACGUAUGAGUAUUGUAUGUCACAAAUGCAGAUCUGGGGAACAGAAUAGUCCCCAAGUACAGUUCAUAUGUACAAUCAAAGACAAAAAUCGUAUCGCGAUUUUGUCCGAAGAUUAAAUAUAACUCGUGAAACAUUAUGAGAGCCCCCUACCACCAGGCAGAGCGCACCAAAAGCUUCGCCCUUCGGCAUAUGUUUUCACCAGAUUUCACGACACAAUUUUUGUCUUUCAUUGUACACAGAAAACAAAACAAAACAGAAGGGAGUAAAUGUUUAGAGACCAACACAGAAAAGAUAAAAUUCCUUAAAACAUUAGAUUUUAAACAUGAUAGAUUAUAUACUAAAGAACUAUAGUGGCCUAUUUUGGUGUUUAUUCACCAAUCAAUCAACUGCCUUGUUACAAACUGACCCUAGGCCUCAGUUACAAAGCUCAAAAGAAGAACAACAGAUCCAGCGCCCUCUAUACAAAGGUUUACACCAUCUCAGUUUCAGCGCAAGAUUUACAAAAUAUCACUUAGCAACAAUACUCUGAGAAAAAAGUAGAAAAUUAAGCUGAUUUACUAAAACAUGACAUUACCUGGUAAACUAAAUCUAAGAGAGCUUGAGCUAGCAACACCUAUACACAGAAUGGUUCAUGGCACAGUGUUUACAAAAUGGCGGCACCUAGUGUAACGUUGGCAUAAGUCUCCUCAGAGAAGAUAUUGACCAGAUCAAAAUAAGAGACGUGAAUAAACCGGAUAACGGGUCUAUCCGAGAAAUAAGUGUCCAGAUAUAACGUUGUAGAUAAUAUUACAUAGGAUUAACAGUAUAUCAGCACCUUUAACACUUAACCAGAACAUGAUAACUGCGUGGAGGCACAACAUUUAGUCAUUACAAUCAUUUUAAACAAUGAUAAAAAAAUGACAUAAAUCCGCAAUUAUUCCAUCAAAUAUUAUAAAUUCAGAUAAAGCAAACUAAUACAUUGGUUAAUUACCCUGUAGUACUGUAGUGGUACAUUCUCUCCUGUGUACAUUAUGUAGUACUGUAAUGGUACAUCCUCUCCUCCCUAUUACAUUCAUCAGUAACUCACUUAUAAACCCUAAUUGUAAUUAUUUAUGUCAGGGAGAAUCAUAAAACAUUUACUUGAGACUCUUGGGGAAAUAUUUUAGGAUAUGUGUGGGGAACCUUGUCUAACUUACCCUAUCCCAGCUUCUCUAUCUAGAGCAGUGGUGUAAAUUUCAAAGGGAUUUAUAUAUCCUCUAACAAAGUACUACAGUUCAUAAUUGGCUGAUCUGUUGGUAGUACUGUAUUAUUAUUAUUAUUAUUUUACAUCGCUCAACAACCUAAUCAUUAAUGUACUGUACUGUAUAUCUUUCACAACACUGUUACUACAAAUUAUUUCACAGUAAUAAUUUAGACUUUGUUUACCUUGUACAGUAUGUCGAGCCAAUAUUUACCAUGAACUGCACUACACAGUUUUAAUAAAUAAAGACAGACUGAGAUAACCCAGAACCAAAGCUGUUAAAGGGACCACAUAAUCUUAUACCCAUAGUAUAUUCAUGGAAUUACUUACCCGUAUAAGUUACCCCAAUACACGAGAGAGAUCAAGUGUUUAUGACCCAUAAAUGAGAUAACUAAAAGAGAUUUAACACUUACUGUAUGUGUGACAUAUUACACCAAGGGUUAUAGGCUCUUACUAGCUUAUUAAAUAAAAAUAAUUUAGCUAGUCGUAACUGAACACUACAAGAAAUAUACUGUACAGUACACUCGGGGUCAAAAGUUCGCUCCCUCCCAAAAUGAAGCAGUAUCAACCCCGAAUGAGAUAAAGGAACAGACCCACACAAGACGACAGUCAGGGUAAAUAAGUUUGGAGACUCGUUCCCGUGACUCAGUUAUACCGCAGGGAGUGAACUUUUCUCCGUGACUGUACAUCAGAGAAAGUUACCUUACAAGGUGUACUGUACACUGUCAAGUAUAUUUCUAUACACACCAUAUCAUAACCACUAAUUCUGUACACCAUAGUUUGUCUUUCCUCAAGUUUCAGCCUUAAAUAAUUGUUGUGUACUACUAAGGUGCAAGUAGAGUGUAAACAAUAUUUAAUGUAACACUUCAUGUAGCAUUCAAGUGUUCUUAGACUUGCAUGUAAUUUCUUUACCCAAAACUGUAACAAUAUUCAUGAACUGUGUGUGUCAUGUGAGAUAAGUAGAACUGAAUACUCUGGGCAAACUUUUUACAGGAUUAAGAGAUGUAGUUUUAGGUGAGACAGUAUUUUUGUGAAGUAGGAAGCUUGCAUGUGAAAUGUGUACCACCAGUUUAUUGGUAUAUCUAAACAAAAUAAUUAUACUUUGACUAUUUAUAGUAUAACCAGUAGUCUAUCCUUUAGCAACAAAAGACUAAUGAUUUUUCUGCUGGCAGAGAAUGUUGUACUGUAUUUUUGGUAGAAAUCUGUGUACAGUAGAUGAGGCAGUAAUUUAUGUCCUUUUAGUAUAAGGGAAAUAUAUAAUAUUUUUGUCUAUUCUAUGUAAGGAAAGUAUAUAUAUUCUGGUGAUAAUGUGUUAUCACUCAUGUUGUGGAUCAGAGCCGAAGUUUCUGCCUUCCGUGUUGACAUACCCGGUGUUGAACAAUUACUAUACAUCGAGUAAAUGGUAAAAGUGUUGGCAGUAUAGUAUCAGUGUUUCAAUACAUGUAGUGUGUGUGUGUGUGUAUCAUUAGGCAGUAUAAGCAUGCUUCCUGUUAUAAGCAGAUGAAGCCAAGUAAGGUGUCAUGAUUCUAUGUGUCGUCGUAUUUGUCUCGAGUAACGUACACGCUUGUCGUUUGCCGGUCAGUACACCCGACUGUCGCCCAUGGUUGAAGGGAUACAAGUCCUAUUCUUUUGUUGUGGUACGGGAUUAUGUGGCAUUCAGCAAUGAUGUGGACGACGCCAGUGUUAAGUGUUGUAACAAGCCUGUGCUGGAUGUCAUGCAACUCACGCUCGUAAAACUCUUAACUCAUCUCUCGUACAAAGCACUGUAAUAGUGCUCGUGCUUGCCUUGUUCCCUCACAAUCUCAGAACAGAUCGACUUAUUUUGGGCCAACACAUGUCAGCUAAUGAAGGUUCAUGUUUGAAGACCCCAGGUAGCACAUAGAUAACCAAGUGGAUCCAGAAUGAGAUAGAGUAUUAUUUUUUAAGGGGGUGUUUGAAGUAGGACGAGCAACUGUGAUACAGAAACUGAUCCGCAUUUAUCUCCCGACAAUUAACAUACAGAUCUAAAUGUCCUUUAUUGGCUGACAUGUGUAUGGUAAUCUUCCAUUUCAUAAACAUUAUCUAUUUUUGUACCUUUUCACUUCCUGUACUCAUUUAAUGAUAAAAGACAUAGAUGAAUUUAAAAUGUGUUUGGAAAAUUAAAAUUUAUGUAGUAAG